Malassezia restricta is the source of this 441-nucleotide messenger RNA. Its product is annotated as 4-hydroxybenzoate polyprenyltransferase, mitochondrial. The record is from RefSeq and is a predicted model, not a curated record. NCBI's taxonomy places the organism in Eukaryota, Fungi, Basidiomycota, Malasseziomycetes, Malasseziales, Malasseziaceae. The transcript has a single exon. The coding region runs from base 1 to 441 and encodes 146 amino acids.
AUGACCACGUCUGUGUUCGCAAAAUCCUUGCCAGCAUCCGUCCGCGAUGCAGUGAUUCUCUCGCUUCGCAGGACACCUCCCUAUCCCUCGAAUGGGCAUGGGGGUGACUCCCUACGACGCCUCGUCCUUCAGCGGAACGCACUUGGGUCUGUGAUGGAUGUUCAAGAUACUGGUUCGACGCGACACAUGUCACUACGGAAAUUCUCUGCUGAAAUGUCGCCCUAUGCAUCAGAUACUCGAUCCAAACAGAGCUCGGUUCGACAUGCCCAUCCUCCCCUUCGAAAAUCGCGCUCUGCACAAGAUCUGGCUGUUCUGUCUGUGGUUGGUGAUCCCUUAGCCUCGAGCACACACGAAGAGCUCUUAGAGGAUAUGUGGUUUGAACGUGUUAUGGAAGAUCUCUCUCUCGAUGAUAGCGCUUCCCAUCAUCGACCUGGAUUGUGA